This is a messenger RNA of Didymodactylos carnosus, 1053 nucleotides long. NCBI's taxonomy places the organism in Eukaryota, Metazoa, Rotifera, Eurotatoria, Philodinida, Philodinidae. The record is from the annotation of a GenBank genome assembly.
AUGCUAAAUAGAGGAUUACGCCUCCAAGAUAUCGACAUCGUUUUCACUUUUCGCUCGUUUAUACAAGACUUGUACCAACAGUUGCAACAGGAAUACGAAACAAGAACAACAAAACUGCAUACAAUAAUAAGAUUGUACCGUGGACAAGUUAUAUCAGCUGAUGAAUUAGAGAUAAUGAAAGACAGUAUUGGCGGCUUGUUAUCAAUGAAUAGUUUUUUAUCGGCGAGUGGAAAGAAGUCGGCAGCACUAGCAUUCGCAAAAUCUAUUCAUCCAUCAGCGGGUUUUCACCCAGUUUUGUUUGAGUUGGAAGCUGAUCCAACACGAAAAACAAAACCAUUUGGACAUGUCAGAGACCAGAGCUAUUUUAAGGAAGAAGAUGAAUGGCUGUUCAUGCUUGGUUCUGUAUUUCGUAUUACUGGCAUUCACGAGGACUCAUAUGAAAAAGUCUGGAUAGUUCAGAUGAAAUUGUGCGAUGAGAAUGACUUUGAAUUAAAAGAAGUAUUUGGGUAUUAUAAAGCAAAACUUGGGAGAGAAACAACACUCGAUUCAGUGGGCAAUCUCCUCUAUGAAAUGGGCGAAGUUGAUAAAGCAGAAAAAUAUUAUCAUCGUGUAGUUAACGAGCUGCCACCGGACAGUGUUCUAGCUACACGUAGUUAUACCGGUUUAGGGCAUGUAGCCGAUGAUAAAGGAGAUUAUGCAGUGGCAUUUGAAUUUCACAAUCGAGUGCUCAGUAUACGGUUGAAAGUUUUAAGCCCAAAUCAUCCGUUACUGGGAUACAGUUAUGUCAAUAUUGCUGGAAUAUAUUAUAGCAUGAAAAAUUAUGAUCAAGCAUUGGAAAUGUAUAAUAAAGCUAGCGAAAUUUUUAACAGUUCACUUCCGGUGAAUCAUCAGAAUAUCGGGCAUAAUUAUAACAAUAUCAGCCUCGUUUAUGCAGCAAAAGAAGAUUAUGAAAUGGCAAUGAGAAAUCUGCAAAACGCCUUGAAAAUAUUGGAGAAAAGUCUACCCGCGAAACAUCCUGAUGUGAGUGGUCGAUUAUUUCCUAUAAAAACUUAA